AACCCUUUCCCAAAGGUAGUAGGCUGAAAGGGGGAAUUCCUCGCGGGCGCCGACUCGCUCGCAUCUCCUGAGAGGCAAGUUUCUUCGCAAGCGUUAGCCACCUGUGUGAGGCGCUCCGGGUGGGAAAGGUGGCGUGGGAGAAGCGACAGCUCGGCCACACCGCUCGGGAGCUUUCCUUAGUGAGGCCGGCCGUCAAAAUACCUCCAGAACUCAGAGCUUUGAUGAUACAGAGUCCCCUAUGCCUUGUACGUCCCUAGGAUCUUAGCCCAACAUUCUCCGGGCUGGUCUGCUCUGGAGUCAGCUGAGGCCUCCCGAGUUUGCCCGGGGUCCUCCCUGUCCCCCCCCUCCCACCUCCCCACCCCCGAAGUAGCGCUCCCGCCUCGCUCCACCCGCACACCCCCGGCGCGCCUCGGAGGCUUAUCAGGCUACCCGCACGCCCCGCAAGCUUCCUUGGGCCCCCGGCGCGAGGGACUCUGAGAGCCCAGCCGCUGCCUCGGAGCCCCCAUUCACGUCCCCUCCUCCCGCUCCCCCGCCACCGCGCCUCCCGGCUCUUCUCCCCCGCGCCGCGGCGCCCACCGCGUCUCAGGUUUAAUCCCGGGUUGGACCUGCUGGUUUGCUCUCCCCGCUCUGAGCCUCACAGCCAGCCCAGAGAAGUGGAAUCUGCACUGAAACUCUGGGUGGCUGGAGCCGGCGGACUGGGCAUGCUCAGAAGCCAGGGCUGGCUUUGGUCUCAAGUAGGAAGCUUUGGCACUCGGGAGGCAGCGGCGACUUUGGGGAAAGUUGAUCGGAGAGGGGAGGAAGCCUCAAGACGCGGAGCAGCGGCAGGAAGGAGCCCCCGGCAGCCCGGAGGAGCAUGGGCACCUUGCGGGAUUUACAGUACGCGCUCCAGGAGAAGAUCGAGGAGCUGAGGCAGCGGGAUGCUCUCAUCGACGAGCUGGAGCUGGAGUUGGAUCAGAAGGACGAACUGAUCCAGAAGCUGCAGAACGAGCUGGACAAGUACCGCUCGGUGAUCCGACCAGCCACCCAGCAGGCGCAGAAGCAGAGCGCGAGCACCUUGCAGGGCGAGCCGCGCACCAAGCGGCAGGCGAUCUCCGCCGAGCCCACCGCCUUCGACAUCCAGGAUCUCAGCCAUGUGACCCUGCCCUUCUACCCCAAGAGCCCACAGUCCAAGGAUCUUAUAAAGGAAGCUAUCCUUGACAAUGACUUUAUGAAGAACUUGGAGCUGUCACAGAUCCAGGAGAUUGUGGAUUGUAUGUACCCGGUGGAGUAUGGCAAGGACAGUUGCAUCAUCAAAGAAGGAGAUGUGGGGUCACUGGUGUAUGUCAUGGAAGAUGGUAAGGUUGAAGUUACAAAAGAAGGUGUGAAGUUGUGUACCAUGGGUCCAGGAAAAGUGUUUGGGGAAUUGGCUAUUCUUUACAACUGUACCCGGACAGCGACCGUCAAGACUCUUGUAAAUGUAAAACUCUGGGCCAUUGAUCGACAAUGUUUUCAAACAAUAAUGAUGAGGACAGGACUCAUCAAGCAUACAGAGUAUAUGGAAUUUUUAAAAAGCGUUCCAACAUUCCAGAGCCUUCCUGAAGAGAUCCUCAGCAAGCUCGCUGAUGUCCUUGAAGAGACCCACUAUGAAAAUGGAGAAUAUAUUAUCAGGCAAGGUGCAAGAGGGGACACCUUCUUUAUCAUCAGCAAAGGAACGGUAAAUGUCACUCGUGAAGACUCACCAAGUGAAGACCCAGUCUUUCUUAGAACUUUAGGAAAAGGAGACUGGUUUGGAGAGAAAGCCUUGCAGGGGGAAGAUGUGAGAACAGCAAACGUAAUUGCUGCAGAAGCUGUAACCUGCCUUGUGAUUGACAGAGACUCUUUCAAACAUUUGAUUGGAGGGCUGGAUGAUGUUUCAAAUAAAGCCUAUGAAGAUGCAGAAGCUAAAGCAAAAUAUGAAGCUGAAGCGGCUUUCUUCGCCAACCUGAAGCUGUCUGAUUUCAACAUCAUUGAUACCCUUGGAGUUGGAGGUUUCGGACGAGUAGAACUGGUCCAGUUGAAAAGUGAAGAAUCCAAAACGUUUGCAAUGAAGAUUCUCAAGAAACGUCACAUUGUGGACACAAGACAGCAGGAGCACAUCCGCUCAGAGAAGCAGAUCAUGCAGGGGGCUCAUUCCGAUUUCAUAGUGAGACUGUACAGAACAUUUAAGGACAGCAAAUAUUUGUAUAUGUUGAUGGAAGCUUGUCUAGGUGGAGAGCUCUGGACCAUUCUCAGGGAUAGAGGUUCGUUUGAAGAUUCUACAACCAGAUUUUACACAGCAUGUGUGGUAGAAGCUUUUGCCUAUCUGCAUUCCAAAGGAAUCAUUUACAGGGACCUCAAGCCAGAAAAUCUCAUCCUAGAUCACCGAGGUUAUGCCAAACUGGUUGAUUUUGGCUUUGCAAAGAAAAUAGGAUUUGGAAAGAAAACAUGGACUUUUUGUGGGACUCCAGAGUAUGUAGCCCCAGAGAUCAUCCUGAACAAAGGCCAUGACAUUUCAGCCGACUACUGGUCACUGGGAAUCCUAAUGUAUGAACUCCUGACUGGCAGCCCACCUUUCUCAGGCCCAGAUCCUAUGAAAACCUAUAACAUCAUAUUGAGGGGGAUUGACAUGAUAGAAUUUCCAAAGAAGAUUGCCAAAAAUGCUGCUAAUUUAAUUAAAAAACUAUGCAGGGACAAUCCAUCAGAAAGAUUAGGGAAUUUGAAAAAUGGAGUAAAAGACAUUCAAAAGCACAAAUGGUUUGAGGGCUUUAACUGGGAAGGCUUAAGAAAAGGUACCUUGACACCUCCUAUAAUACCAAGUGUUGCAUCACCCACAGACACAAGUAAUUUUGACAGUUUCCCUGAGGACAACGAUGAACCACCACCUGAUGACAACUCAGGAUGGGAUAUAGACUUCUAAUGUAUUUCUCUUACCUGCUUCUGCCUUGCUGAAGACAGCUUUUUCUGAGACACAGCUGCCAGCAAACCUGAGGGAAAGAGAGAAGAUUAGUGCUCGGGGUCACCAUGAUGCCUUUGAUCGAUGCUGCUCCAGUAACUACAGUGGCAUUAGGACUUAUUGCUUAGAUGACAGUAGUGCUCUUUACAUGUUUUCUGUUUGAACCUAAAAUAGCAGUUGACAUGGUGGUCCUGAAGCAAAGCCUUUCACCAGUAAAGAGAUGUUUUCUAUUGUUGCAAUGACCUUGCUUUGCUCUGAUUAUAAUUUGAAAGACUGUAGGAAACACUUCAAUCUAGUAUAAGAGUCUGUACCUUGCUAGAAUAUUCAAGAAGAUGAAAGAAUAAUAUAUUGGGUACAAUAGAUUACUAUGGUACAGAAACUGGGCUAUUCCCUUUCUUCAAGUGAAGGUUGUGGGAUCUAUUACUGCAGGCCGGUGUAUAUACCAUACAAAAGAGGACCACACAUCUGUUGGUCACAGAGUUCAUGUCACACCAGUGCUAGAAGUUUCAUGAUUUUAUUUCCCAGCAGUGCUGAUGACAAGACUGAAUGUUACCUUUUCUUUCUGACAGAUUUUAAAAAUUGAUAUGAUAAAAGCACAACUGCUAUAGAUUCUGCUGAGACCUCUCAUAGUAGGUAUAUAUGAGUUUUCACAGAAGACUGAAAAAUAAUGCAUGAUAUUUGUUUGUUUUUUUUUGAUAAAUUGGCAUGACAGAGUGGGAAAAAAAAGCAAUUCACAAAACCAUUUCAUAUUUUUUAAAAUAUUGUGCUUAAAGAUGGUCCUGGAAGUAAAUGACUAGCAGCCAAUUGGUUUUACCUAACAUACCCUCAAACUGAGGCUUAAAGUAUUCCCUUUUAUAAAAAUAAAUGCUUGGGGUAGGGUGGAGUGGGGAGGGAUUAAAACCCAUCCAAAAAAUAAAUAAAAACUAUAUAGGUGCUAUGUAUAUCUUUCAUCUGUAAAUGUCAGUGUCUGAACAGACAACACAAAUUCAAAUCAUUAUAUGUGUAGCCAGAAACUCAAGCAUUUUCACUAAAGUUAUUAAACCAAACUCCUGUCCAAUUUCACUUAUACAACAUAGUCAGUCUAGAGUUGAGAGACAAAGGUGAUUAUAAACCUAUUUGAACUAGCUUCUUGUCUUAGGCCUGAACCAAAAAACAACAAACAAACAAAAAAACAAGAAUGAAAAACAGAAAUAAAAGAAGUAGAAAAGACAAAGAAAGCCCAAAGUCAAAGUUGUUAAUAUUUACAGGUUUACCAGAUCUGGAACAUUACUUAUUUGAGGUCAGAGAACAAAACAAGAACCUGGCCAGAUGUUGAUUACCUUUUUGUGAAUAAGCUGAGUCCAUAUACUUGUCUAACUAAGAAAGCAGUACAGAGGAAAACAGGAACCUGAUUUUUUUAAAAAUAAAUUUUAAAUAAAAUAGAAUUACUACAGUUCUGCAAUUUCAUACUACCUAAAAAAGACUAGAUUUGAAAAUGUCAAGCUGAUUUACUUUAUUCACCUGGAGAAAAGAAUCCACAAAUUAAACUGAGUCCUUCACUGGCAGGCCAGUUGACUAUUAUUAGCUGUCAUAAGUAACUCAGCCAUUUGGAAUCAUUUCCUGGACAAAAUUACAUUAUACCUAUGAAGAAAAAUAUAGAAGCUUUCAAGCUGUCAUUCUGUUUUGGCCCUGUGUGUGAAUUUGGUAUAUUAAAUUGACGCUUGCUUUUUUUUUCAGUAGAGUUUUCUUUUUAAUCAAUCAAACGUCUACAUUUCUGGAAGAAAAAGUCCAAUUAGAUCAUUACACCUUAACUAAGAAGGCAAAUAUUAUAAAUUUUGCUUGAAUUGUUCUUACUCAAAACUACUUUAGAAUAUGGUAUCUUAUGAAAAUAUAAUAUUCUUAAAAUUUGGGGGGAUAAAAUGAAAAGGGUAUAAACUUCAGUUAAAACUUUAAUCCUAAAAUAUUGUUAUUCUUGUAUUUUUGGAGUUUUCCCUCCCUUACAAUUUCUCCCAAUUGGUCUAUUCCCCAAGAUAUCCACUGUUUUCUACAGAUUUUAGAAUAUAAAAUUAAACAUAUCAACCUAAAAUCUAGCUAUGAAUGUUAUUUCAAGAGUUUUAUAUUUUUAAUUGGCUUUUUAAAAAUAUGUAAUUCCAAUAUUAUAGUGAAUGUUCAGUAAUUUUUGUUGAAAGAUAAUGUGGUUUAGGCUUGCUAAAGAAAGACUUGCUAGAAUACUAAAUUUACCUUGUUAUUUGGGAAGAGAAUCUGCUCCUAUAACGUUUUAAAAAUCCCCAAAGUCCCAGAGAUUAGCACUUGCUGUGGAUUUUGGAACUAUGGUUCAAGUCUAAGACAACCAAUAUGAAUAAGUUCAAUGGAGAAGGAAGAAGUAGCAUUCAGCACAAGAAACUGUAGAUUGUUUCUCCCACUUGUUACUGCAUCUUUGUUCAUUUCACCCAUAGCAUUGCAUUUGAUGUCUGAAGUAAUCACCACAAAAUAAAGGUAAACUACAUCUUCCAAGAUGUACCAACAGAAAACAUUCGUCUAAUUUUGUCAACAUUGAAUUUUUAGGAUUUAAAUCUUGUCUUAAUGAAGACUCUAGGGCUAAAAUUCAUGGUCAGUUCCAUAAAAUGCAUCUCACUUUAUUUCUGAAUUUUUCACAACCCCUCUAUUUUCUUACGUUAAAGAACAUCUGGAUAAGUUAGAAUAGUGCCAACUUGUUUGAUUUGUUAUAUGAUUUUCUUGUUAAUGUGUUGAGUAUGGGAAAUAAGGGCUUUCUGUGUGUCUUGACUCACAGGAAAACUGAAACUGCCAAGGGAAGCAACAUUAAAACAACUGAGAUAGAUUGAAUACAUUUGAAAAAAUAAUUUCUGGAAAAAUGCUAUACAUGCUUUUUAUGUUUAUAUCUUCUUUCUUAUUAAGACAUGAAUCAGAUCCAUGUGGCAUUCAAAACAAAUUUAUUUUGAUUAUAUUCUUUACAAGUCAUAAUUUUUACCUAAAAUUGUGGAAUAUGCAUGUGAAUUACACAUGUGUAGUAAUAAACUCAACUAUUGAAUUUUUCCUGUUUCAUUUCUAAAUGACUGAACUGAUGGUAAACAAAUUUAAUGAAGUCAGCUACCAUGUUGAAAAUAAGGAUAUUAGAACUGAUUUCAUACAAUAGAGGUGAUCUGUGCAUUAUCCAUAACAACGUUUUCUUUCACUAUAGGACCACAGACAAAUAUUUAUGUAAAUAGGUAUUUUUGUGUGAUAUUUUGUGGUACAUAUAACUUUUUUUUAGUGUUUCACAGCAUUAUUAUUUCAUUUGAUUUGUAUUGAAUAAUGUUUUUAGGUCCAAGUAGACUUGAAUUAAUGUCAUAAUUGUCAGUAUUAUUGAAAAUUAUGUCAACUGUACUGUUAUUCAUCUGUCCCGUAGUUUAGAACAUGACCUGGCUAUCUGGCAUUGUUGCAAGUGCCUUAAAUUCAUGGCAUCCUAUUAAAAAAACAAAUUUGGUGUUAUGCUGCAUGACAAAGACAAACACACCUCAAAAUGUUGUCCUUUCUUAGCUUGCUGCGUUUUACAGUUCUUUCUGCUAACAAUUUAUAAGCCUUUACUAUAUAAUAUUGAUGAAUUACAGAAAUGAUGAAGUUGUUCUCUUAUUUCUGUUAAAUGUACCAGAGCUGUGUAUCUGUUGAUGAGAUACAGCGUCAUUUCUGUGAAAUGUAUAAAUGUAUGUGCAGGUCAAAUUAAUAUAUGACAUUCUAUCAGUCUGUAUACAGGUAUUCCUGUUUUGCUAAGCUGUGCAGAUUCUGUAAAAAUAAAUUAGUGCAGUCAAGUUCUAACAUAUCUCAUUUUAUAGACUCCAUUGACAAUGGUCCAACCGAAAAAGAAAAAUUGGAAAUGACUGCUAACCACACCUCGUUAUGAAACCAAUGAUGAAAAAGUCACUUGGUGCACCUCUCAACAAAACAGGAUGCUUUCUCUGAGUUCUUGUAUAUGCAAAUCAUUUACGAGGCAAGUUUUCAACAGACCUAGAAAGCAAAACAUUGAAAGUGUGUUGUUAGUCCUCCUCUCUGCCCCUGCAUCAACAGACAGAGCUCUGGGACCUCGGCAAUGACUCAGAGGUUGGGGCUUUCUGAGCAAAGGGACAUUUCUUUAAGCAUCAUCUAUCAAAUUUAUUUCAAUGUAUGAUGUUUUUACAACCGGUCAGUUCUUUUGUAUUCUUACAGCUAUGGUUAUUUGAUUGUCCUCUUACAAUUUGUUCUACAUGAAAGAGUUCUUUGUUAGUCAGAAUGCAACAAACUGUCAUCAAAUGGUCAUUGACCACUUGCACUCUUUUGAUGUAGAUUAAAAACUUUUUCAUAAAUUUACCUGCUUUGAUUUGCUCUGUAUUUUUCCUGCAGCUGUAAUUGCUGAGUGCCUGUUGUAUACUUUAUAGAGUUGAAAUAAAAAAAUAAUUACUUUUGAA
Messenger RNA from Gorilla gorilla gorilla (western lowland gorilla), 7368 nucleotides. RefSeq names its product protein kinase cGMP-dependent 1 (gene PRKG1). The transcript is spliced from 18 exons. Gene Ontology annotation, biological process: protein phosphorylation. Gene Ontology annotation, molecular function: ATP binding; cGMP-dependent protein kinase activity. The coding region runs from base 854 to 2914 and encodes 686 amino acids. The record is from RefSeq and is a predicted model, not a curated record. NCBI's taxonomy places the organism in Eukaryota, Metazoa, Chordata, Mammalia, Primates, Hominidae.